This is a messenger RNA of Closterium sp. Naga37s-1, 609 nucleotides long. Lineage: Eukaryota; Viridiplantae; Streptophyta; Zygnematophyceae; Desmidiales; Closteriaceae. The record is from the annotation of a GenBank genome assembly.
AUGGAAGCAGCAAGUAUUGGGGAAGGGGGAGGAAGGGGAGGGAACGGAGCAGGACGGGUGACAAAGAAGGGGGUUAAGCAGCACCGGCAGAAGGAAGCUGCCAGGAAACUACGCGUUGCUUUGAACGAGCUCUGUGCUGUGAAGUAUGCUUUCACGCUUGUGCUUGCUGACGUGGCAGCUGAGGUGGCACGAUGCAAUGCCAAGAAUGGUGUUGGGGACACGUGGGGUCAUCCGUGGGCUGAGGUAGAAGGGGCAGAGGAGGAGGGUGGGGAGGAGGAGGGGGAGGAGGAGGAGGACGGGGGGGAGGGAGAAGAGGAGGAGUGGGAGGAGUGGGGAGGCGAAGAGGGAGGUGCAGUGGAGGAGUUGAGGGAGAGCAUGCAAGCCAUGCUGGUCAACGCCUCACCUCCACAGCUGUACGGGCUGCUGCAGGAGUUCCUGUCGUCUCGCUUCAAGGAUGUUUCUGCGUGCAUGCGCCCUUUCUAUAUAGAGGAUGGUGACGAGGAGGAGGAAGAGGAGGAGGAGGAGGAGGAGGAGGAGGAGGAGGAGGAGGAGGAGGAGGAGGAGGAGGAGGAGGAGGAGGAGGGGGGGGGAGGAGGAAGAGGAGGAUGA